Molecule: messenger RNA, 3462 nt
Organism: Daucus carota subsp. sativus
Lineage: Eukaryota; Viridiplantae; Streptophyta; Magnoliopsida; Apiales; Apiaceae
Product: probable LRR receptor-like serine/threonine-protein kinase At3g47570
Exons: 2
Coding region: 110-3172 (1020 amino acids)
Biological process (GO): protein phosphorylation
Molecular function (GO): ATP binding; protein binding; protein kinase activity
Source: RefSeq, a predicted model, not a curated record
UGAUCCAGGCUCUGGCAAGCACAUUCUCAAGGUUGCACUUGAUAAACAUUUGACAACUGAUACAUGUGUUUUGUCCAGUGCAGCAUUUUCAUUUCUCAACUGUCCAACCAUGAUUUUCAACUUUCUACGAUUCAACAUUCUCUUCUUUUUUGUACUGAGAACCUCGACAACAUUCGUACAUUCAUUUUCAAACAAUGUCACUGAUCAACAGGCUUUGCUUUCUUUCAAGUACUCAAUAACAGAAGACCCCUCGGGUGUGCUGGACUCGUGGAACAAUUCCAUCCACUUCUGUCGUUGGACAGGCGUAAAAUGCAGCAGCAGAAGACAGAGGGUAACAAUACUCAACCUCCCCUCACUCAACUUGGCGGGUACAUUGUCUCCUUAUAUUGGAAACCUGACGUUUCUAAGGAUAUUUUACCUCUAUGAAAACCGCUUACAUGGCUUGCUUCCCAGUGAAAUUGGACGACUGUCUCGCCUACAAGAUCUUUCUCUGGGAAACAACUCUUUUCAAGGUGAAUUUCCUGCCAAUCUACAUCGUUGCAGAGAUAUCAUAUACAUUGAUUUAGAAGCCAACGAUCUUCAAGGGAAAGUGCCUACUAAUUUUUCAUCUUGGCCUAAGCUUGAAAUGUUUGCUGUGGCACGCAAUCAUAUUGAUGGAUCUAUUCCACCUUCCAUAGGGAAUAUAUCAUAUCUUCGUAUUCUUUAUCUGGACUAUAAUAAUCUAGUUGGGGGAAUACCUUUGGAAGUGACUAAUCUUGCAAAAUUAGAGGAUCUUGAUUUGUCACAUAAUCAUUUGACAGGUUUGGUUCCUCUGCCACUAUACAACAUUUCAUCCCUCCAUAGUCUUGCUCUACACAGUAAUGGUUUACAAGGAGCGAUUCCAUCAGAUUUAGGCCUCACCCUUCCGGAGCUGCAAGAGUUCCACGCUUCAAGUAACCGUUUUACAGGUCCACUUCCGCCAUCAAUAGUCAAUGCAUCUAAUCUCGUCGUUUUUGAUAUAUUGAUAAACAAUAUUACUGGGCCUAUACCGGACAAUUUGGAUAGCCUUCCCAAUAUUCAGAUUCUAGGUCUGGGUGAGAAUCCACUUGGAGAUAAUAUGCAGCCUGAUGACUGGAAAUUUUUCAAUUCCUUGGUUAAUUGUACUCAUCUAAGGACAUUGGGCUUACAGAAGAGUAGUUUGAGAGGGAAGCUCCCUGAUUCCAUCGCGAAUCUCUCCAUCACUAUCGAGCACCUGUAUAUGCAACAGAAUCACAUAUACGGAAGCAUACCUCGUGGAAUUGAAAAACUUGUCAACCUGAUGCAUCUUAAUCUGGGAGACAACUUCUUGACGGGAAGCAUUCCACAAUCAAUUGGAAUGUUAUCAAAGUUAGGCGGGCUAGCUUUUGAUGGAAACAACAUUGCAGGAGCAAUUCCAACUUCCAUUAGUAACAUUACUCAAUUAUUUCUUCUCUUUUUGGAUAAUAAUGAGCUCCAAGGAAGCAUACCUACUCAAUUGUUUCACAUAUCAACUUUAGAGGAAGUGCUCCUCUCUAACAACCAGCUUAGAGGUGCAAUACCGGAUGAAAUUGGGUUUUUGUCCCAUUGUAUUUACCUUAAUUUUUCUCAGAAUUUGUUCAAGGGUCCACUUCCAUCCAAUAUUGGAAGCUUGAAACAUUUGGCGGAACUAGAUCUUUCAUACAACCAACUAACCGGAGAUAUACCCGCUACUCUUGAUGGAUGUGUGAUGUUGGAGGAACUAUACAUGGAAGGAAACCUUUUUCAAGGUAAAAUUCCAUCCUCUUUCAGAACUUUGAAAAAUCUUGCAUUUCUUGAUCUUUCGGACAAUAACAUCUCGGGUAGUAUUCCAAGCUUUUUUGAGGGGUUUCGUCAAAUCAUAUUUCUCAACUUGUCACACAACAAGCUUGAAGGUGAAGUGCCUAAAGAUGGUCUGUUUUCAAAUGUUAGUACCUUUUCAGUUGUUGGAAAUUCGGAGCUUUGUGGGGGUAUUCAAGCACUGCAUUUGCAUGCUUGUCCUGAAAAAGUCCUGAGGAAUAAGAAAAAAGCAUCUGCCUUGAGAAUAAUACUAAUUGGAGUGCUUGUACCUUGUGGCGUGUUGUUUGCAUAUCUUGCCUUGAUUUCUUAUUGGCGUCGAAACUCCAAGAAGUUGAAUGACCCCAUACUAGUAUUGGAGGAUGAUCGAUAUCCCAGACUUUCAUACCAAGACCUUCUACUAGCUACAAAUGAGUUCUCUCGGAACAAUUUGAUCGGUGAAGGAAGAUAUGGUUCUGUUUAUAAAGGAAAUCUUGAAUCAGUUGAACAUAUGAUUGCUGUAAAGGUACUAAAUGUUGAAGUACAUGGAGCGAAGAAGAGUUUUUUGGCGGAGUGUGAAACAUUGAGGAACAUUCGUCAUCGGAAUCUUAUCAAAAUCGUCACAAUGUGCUCUAGCACUGAUUUUAUGGGCAAUGACUUCAGGGCAUUGGUUUUCGAGUUCAUGCCUAAUGGGAGUCUAGAUAGCUGGUUGCAUCCAAGUCCUUCCUAUCAAGGGUAUGAAAGAAACUUGUCUCUACUCCAAAGAUUAAAUAUUUCUAUAGAUGUUGCACUAGGAUUGGAUUACCUACAUCAUCACACCCAUGCAAGUAUCAUUCAUUGCGACCUAAAGCCAAGUAAUAUUCUUAUUGAUGAAAAUUUUGUGGCUCGUAUUGGUGAUUUUGGUUUGGCGAGGUUCGACUUUGCUGUUAUUACAAGUGACAUCAAUCAAACACAAAUGAGUUCAACCGGUGUUCGUGGAACGGUGGGAUAUGUUCCUCCAGAGUAUGGAAUGUAUGGGGAGAUAUCAGCAGAGGGAGAUGUCUAUAGCUUUGGAAUUCUCCUUCUAGAAAUAUUUUCGGGGAAGCGGCCUACAGAAAGUAGCAUAUUCAUGAAUAACGACAAUAAUCUUCAUGACUUUGUAAAGAAGGCUCUCCCACGAAGAGUGAUGGAUAUUGUUGAUCCAAGGAUCGUACAGGAUCAAGAAGAACAUGGCAUGACUAUAAAUCCAUCAUACCGCAGGGCUAUUAUAGAGGGAUGCCUGACAUCAAUAUUUGAAGUGGGGAUAUUAUGUUCACAAGUGACGCCAAGGAAACGCAUUGACAUCAGUGUUGCUAUUAAGCAUUUACAUGUAGUCAGAGACAAAAUCCUCCAGCACAGCCAGUAACUUGGAUUCUCUGGUAAAUUUGUCGUGCUUAAUUUGGAUAGGUGAUGCACCACCACAGUAAUUGAUCCUUUUUCCGCUCAGCCUGUCAGCUGUUUAUACACACACUGACGAGGUCGGAUUCCACGUCAGAAUCAUGAUCGGGCAUAAUUGACUUCAACUGCAGCUUAUUUCAUUAUUUGUCGCUAAUAUUCACUAUUUAGUAACUAGAGGCUGAAAAGUAAUUGAGAAGUGGCCGUGUCAGGUUUUAAUUUAUCAUUCAAUAUCUUAAUUUAUGAAUCUAUGCUCUGCUC